AUAAAUGGGAGCAUCUUUCGCAAUCCUAGCUUGCUGGCUAUAAGGAUAAAUCAAUUACAUUGGAGUAUGAAGUAUAUGAGAGUUUGUGAUAUCUGUGGAGAUGCAGGACGUGAGGAGUUGCUUGCUAUUUGUAGCAAAUGCAGUGAUGGGGCAGAGCACAUCUAUUGCACGUGUGUUGUGCUGGAUAAAGUUCCUGAAGGCAAUUGGUUGUGCGAAGAGUGCAUGCUUGAGGAGAGAAUUGAAAAAGGAGAACAACAUAAAGAUCAAAAAGCAGCUAGAACAUCAAAAGCAUCAUUCAUGCAUAAAAGUAUGGAAAGCUCUGGAAAUUCUAGCACUUUGAGAUGUAAGGAUGGUUUAAAAUUGAAUGUAGAAAAAUCAGGUGUCAAGGAAAACCAAACAAAGAAAGUAAAUUUUUCUUCUCUCUUCUCUGCUAAGAAACCUGCAAGCAAUAUAGAAGCUGUAACAGCGACAAAAAGGACUCUUGAAACAAAUGUGAAAUUAUCUGGGGCAUCAAGAACCAUCAGACGAGGUCCACUUCGUGGUGACUCUUCAUUUAAGAACUCGGAGGGGAAUUUGAAAUGCAGAGAAGUGAAAAACUUCCAAGUUCUUGUUAUGGGAUGCAAGCACACUUAUCAAAUAAUGCUUCACCUAAAGUUCUUGAAGUAGUUCUCAAGCUUCCUCAAAAAAUUAUAUUGGAGGAAGUACCUCGCUUAAGUGCUUGGCCAACUCAGUUCUCUCAAAAUCAUGCCACAGAAGAUAAUAUUGCACUCAACUUUUUUGCAAAAGACUUAGAAAGCUAUGGAAGAAACUACAAGAGAUUGCUUAAAUGCAUGAUUAAGAAUGACAUGGCUCUCAAAGGAAAUUUGGAUGGAGUUGAUCUAUUAAUUUUUUCAUCUAAUUAUCUUCCUGAAAAUUCUUAGCGUAAGAAUAAACUGUUGUUUUUAUGGGGUGUAUUUCGUGGAAGAAGGCUUAGUUGUUUACAAGACAUACAGAGUUCCCAAAUGAGACAAGAAAGAGAUACUAGGAAGCAGGAUAUGAAUCUCAAACCAUGUUUUCAAGAAAGUAGUGAACAUAUUGUGGACCAAGAACGUGAAUUCAAGAGGAUGAAGAGUAGUUC
Molecule: messenger RNA, 1117 nt
Organism: Quercus lobata
Lineage: Eukaryota; Viridiplantae; Streptophyta; Magnoliopsida; Fagales; Fagaceae
Product: tyrosine-protein kinase BAZ1B
Exons: 7
Coding region: 67-666 (199 amino acids)
Biological process (GO): negative regulation of transcription elongation by RNA polymerase II
Molecular function (GO): histone reader activity
Source: RefSeq, a predicted model, not a curated record